AUGGUGAACCCGGAGGGCAGCGAGGUGGGGGGUGCGCUGUCUUGCUGCCUGCCGUGCGCCGGCGGCGGCGCUGGCACCGGGACUAGCUCUAACGCCCCGAGGGUUUUGCCCACCAGCAGCAGUGGUGGCAUCGAUAAGUACUUGGAGCUCCACCAGCACCAUUACCCCCACCCAUACAUUAUCGUACAGCAGCACAAAAAGCAACAACAGCAACUGAGACAAUACUCCAGUAACGUUAGUAGUGGGGUUGCCAACGAAAAGGAGCUGGAGGGCAUCAAAGGAGCCAAGGUUGAGGUAGAGAAGGAAGAGGAGGAGCGUUUACCUCUUGGUCUUGACGAAUACCUGGGGGACCUCGAAGAGGAGGAGGAUGAUAUUGGAGAGGAAGAGAUUGAAGAUGUUGUGGAGCACCAAGAUGGGGCCUACGAGACUGGUGGCCAGCACCGACUCAGUCCCCGGCUCCAUGACAUUGAGGAAGAAGAUGAUGAGGAGUGUCGCAAUAUUCGUGAUAGACGUUAUCAAAAAAAGUCGCCAACGCCAAGCGGUGGAGGUGGUAGUACUAGUAGGACGGGUUGGCGAACACGUAGAAGCGUUACCACAGCUGGUCCAACAGUACAUUGUCACCACGUAAUCGCUACAGCUGUUGCUACGGCGCAGUCAAAGAUGCAGGCUGAGCAGGGGAGCAUAGGAGAGCUAAGGGGUUAUCACAACCUCAGGUCCCGAAGGCACACCCUGGCUAAUGUUCGAACUAGAACUCUCACAAAUUAA
Copidosoma floridanum is the source of this 765-nucleotide messenger RNA. It is a transcript of the gene dnc, whose product is annotated as phosphodiesterase dunce. The record is from RefSeq and is a predicted model, not a curated record. Gene Ontology annotation, biological process: signal transduction. Gene Ontology annotation, molecular function: 3',5'-cyclic-nucleotide phosphodiesterase activity. Lineage: Eukaryota; Metazoa; Arthropoda; Insecta; Hymenoptera; Encyrtidae.